AUGUCAGACGGAGCGACUUUGGGGAAACGCCGUUCCUACCCGCGAAACGGUGUGCCGUUGCAGGCACCAGCGUUUGCCCCGCAGAGCGUCUGCGAACGCCUCAUCGCGACCACCAAAGCUCAGCACGGUCUUUCCGUUUCCGCGCGACUUCGGAGGGGUGGACGCGGGGGCUUUCGGCGUGCACUGGUAGCCUGCAGUAGAAUUGACCGCGAGUCCGUGCAACAGGCGAAAAAGCGAGUCAGCCUCUUCGACUUGGUGCAGCCGCACGUGCGGUCUUCACGACCAAGCGGACCCAACCGCUAUAUGUGUCUUUGCCCGUUUCACGACGAGCGGACUGCGAGCAUGUUAGUGGACGACGAGCGCGGGUACUUUCACUGUUUCGGUUGCGGUGCCAGUGGGGAUGCGAUCCGCUUCCUCAUGAACAUACACAAAACUGACUUUCACGCCGCUGCGAAAACGCUCUUGAGCUAUGUCAAGGAUAACAAGGAGAUCGUAUCAACAAGUCCGCUCCAAGCGUCAGAAACACGUCACGCAAAAGAUGCUGUGCAGCACGUACCGUUCGUGAACGCUGGCGUUGACGCGAUCGCACCCAAGGAGCUUUCCAUGCAGUCGGCAGUUCAGCAGAAAGUACUGCAUAUGAACAGUCUCGCACUGAAGUUUUUCCGACGUCAGCUGAAGGAUCUGCAAAGUAGGCCAGAGCAUCUUUCUCCGGAGGCCCGACGGCUCUUCCGGUACCUCUGUGAGAGACGAGGGUUUUCACCUCGCACCAUUGACACCUUCCGUAUCGGUUACGCACCAGCUGGAUGGCGUGAGCUUGUAGAUUAUAUGUUGUAUGAGCAGACGGAGCUUGCAGUUACCGGAGAGGAUCUUGUUCUGGCAGGUCUGGCCAAGGUGCGACCACUGCCACAAGACAAGGAGAAGCUCGGGAUCAGGACGCCUUCGCAGGGCCUCUACGACGUCUUCCGCGAUCGUAUUAUGAUCCCCAUCCUGGAUGCAGAGGGUAGAGUCGUUGGAUUCGGGGGCCGUCGCCUUGAGUCCAGGGAACCUGACCCAGCGGAAGCGGUUCUGGUGCUACCGCCAGCGGAGAACGGGUCCUCCGGAAGCCAUGGUCAUGGCGCUGCUUCUUUGCCCGGACCUUCGAUAUCCAUGGUAGGAACGGCUUCGUCGAUGUUCAGCACUGCGUCGGGGUCCACGGCGAUGCGAGACGCGGAUAGCUACCUCACUAAGGUUCAGCUCAGGGCAGUCACAGCACCUACCCAGGAGGAGGCGUUCACUGGGCCCAAGUAUGUGAAUACGCCGGAAACACCGGUCUUUCAAAAGGCUCGGAUUCUCUUCGGCAUGUCGGAGACGCUGAGAAGAGUUCGCUUUCCUGAGGAGUUUGCGGACGACUGGCGUCUUGCCGAUGCUUUUGGACCCUGCGUAGUGCUCGUCGAGGGCUACCUCGACGUGCUCCGUCUGCACCAGGAGGGUAUCUGGUUCGCCGUCGCAUCGCUUGGAACAAGUGUUACAUCCGCGCAAUGCGAGAUGCUCGUAGAACUCGUGCGCUUGAUAGAAAACGAACACGCCUUGCGCUCAUCCAAGAGACUGCGUCCACGGCUCAUUCUGCAGCUCGACCAGGACGAGGCGGGCAGCCGGGCCACCAAACGAACGAUUGGGAUGUUUCUUGACAAAUAUCAACGAUAUGGGGAACGUUUUGGUUUGCAUCUCUGUGUCGCGCAGCUACCGUCUCACGUCAAAGACGCCGAUGAAUACAUUCAAGCAUACGGCAGCGAAGCGUAUCUGCGCCAAGUCGUAACGCAAGCUCAAGUCUGGUGGAGGCACGAGAUCACCAGCAGACUCGACACCUAUGUGAGCGCGGUCGAAGCGUCGCGACAGUGCAUCAAAGCCGAGGAGGACGUGACACGCCUGUUUUGGUGUCGGAGCCCGGCACUCAACGCUUGCCUUGAAGAUAUCGCAAACUGCAUUCGAAUGGCGCAGCUCAAGUCCAAGGAAUACCAUGCAGUCACUGUGCAAGUUGCACAACGGAUUGCGGGGCUAUUCGUGCCGUUCCACCAUCUUGAAGAUCCCUAUCGGGAGCUGGUUGCGGAAAUCAAGAGGCGUGUUCAACAGCGACCUGUUCACGUGCCUCAUCACAACGCAGAUACGCAAGUGAAUGGCGCGUUGGUGCAGUCAACAGCGACUCCAGCGAUGGGUACCGGGGCGCCCUAUUACAAGCUGCAAGCUCGUGACGGGACCAAUAUCUCGCCCGCUUGGCGGGGUACGGCGCCAGCGGUACCCGCCAGCUACAUCCCCCCACCGUAUGGUGAUUACCCGCCUUGGAUUUGGGCAGAAAUCAAACUCCUUCGGAUCGUUGUCUGUGCCACAGCGGCACAGCGCGAGUCUUGGCGUCAACGGCUGCAGGAAGAGUCGAUCCCGCUGCUGAUGCUCAUCACAGUGCCAACGAUACGACGAGCGAUUGCGUUUUUAUUGGGUCUCUCGACCGACCGCACCGGCAGAAGCGAGUCGAACGGUUCCGUAUUUCCCAUGGACGAUAUCGUUGCGGUGACGGAUGCGCUCAUCGAUCGGGGCAUUAUCGAGGAAUGCGAUCUCGAUGCUACCGACGCACCGGUUGAGGAUCACCGUCAUCGCCAUCCGCUGGACAGGCAGCAAGGCCACCAGUACCCGUUAGAUGCAUAUCGCAUUCCGAAAGAGGUAUUCGGACCGAUCGAUGGCGACAGCUCUGCAACGUUGACCCCGCGACGCGCUCCGUCAGCAACGCCCGCAGCCGCCCCAGAGCGAACGGCAUCAGCGGGAUCGAAUCCGGCUUGGCGCUUGAACGGCAGCGCAAGUUCUGCUGCGAGUCCGCUAGGCAACGGGUUAUCCACGGGAGACAUCACUGCAUCUGGUCGUGGUGUUCACAAAGACGAAGCUGACCCGAACGCCGCCGCGAACAGCACCGAGACGCCCGCCUCGUCGUCCAGCGCAAACCCGAUGCUGAACGGUACAUCCAAGUCGCUUGGACCCGGUGCGCAGGUGUCGCUCGCGAAGCCCCCAUGUAUGCGUACAAAACCUGCAUUUGCAGAUAGCGAUUCAUUUGCGAGCCGUACAGCUCGGAUCAUUACCAGAACGAUUCGUUCGAUCGGUGUCCUCCGGGUGUGUCGUCCAGAGCAGGCGUUGCCCUUGGACAUGGGAGCGGGAACCGUCCAUGAAGCCAAUGCACGGCUUCAGGAGAAUGCAGCGUUGACAGAGCGGCAGCGGCCUUGGUUGCAGAAUCACGACCUUGCGCUUUCGCUGGUGCUUCAUCUGGAGCGGCACCGAAUGGACGCGACAUUCUUCGCGCAGAUAGCCUGGUUGCGGUAUCUGCGAUGCAAGGUUCGCCUCGCACUCACCUGGCAGGCGUGGAAUGAUGCCAUAGAAUCGCUCGAAGCCCAAGUCGCGUUAUCUGAUUCCACGAGUCCCGAAACGCUGGACGCAUCGUCGGCAUCUGUUCCAGCGCCGAGCGGGGGCGCGCCUCAAAACAUCGGGCAACCCACAAGAUGCUCUACGUCUCUGGAGCUGCCAGGAUUGACCGACACGGCCAUUUGGCGCCGCUGUGAAGCGUACCUCGCUGAGAUACACACCAUCGAGGCGGAAAUGGAACGAUUGAAGCAAUCCUGGUAG
Cyanidioschyzon merolae strain 10D is the source of this 3639-nucleotide messenger RNA. Its product is annotated as DNA primase, bacterial-type. The record is from RefSeq and is a predicted model, not a curated record. Gene Ontology annotation, biological process: DNA replication, synthesis of primer; DNA replication. The transcript has a single exon. Gene Ontology annotation, molecular function: DNA binding; zinc ion binding. NCBI's taxonomy places the organism in Eukaryota, Rhodophyta, Bangiophyceae, Cyanidiales, Cyanidiaceae. The coding region runs from base 1 to 3639 and encodes 1212 amino acids. Gene Ontology annotation, cellular component: cytoplasm.